Drosophila suzukii is the source of this 621-nucleotide messenger RNA. RefSeq lists its product as uncharacterized. Lineage: Eukaryota; Metazoa; Arthropoda; Insecta; Diptera; Drosophilidae. The record is from RefSeq and is a predicted model, not a curated record.
AUGGACAAGAAUGAAACCGGAUUGUCUAAUGAAGCUUUUUAUCCCUUAAAGAAGGGAAAUGGCGAGGGAGCCAGGAGCAAAGAUUCCACCGAGCGACUACACCAAACUUCACCCAGGGUCUCGAAAUCGACCUCCGCACUAAGUUCUCAUCUUUACCAGGGACGCACGACCUUUGGCGGUAGAUCAGCGUACAACCGCUGUUUGAGUGCUCUGCUCUUGGCUAAGAAAUCGCAACACACUUUCGGUCGGGUCCUUAAGUUUGGAGAAAGAUCGAUGGUAAGACCUGGACCUUUUGACAAAGGUCAAGUCUCCAAGCCGGUGGAAACGUCACCUGAUUUGAAAAGCUUAAAGCGUUGUCGCCUUUAUGCUGUCAACAAGAAUUCGCAGGAAAUAAUGCGGCACCAGAGCAACGUGACUUCAAAAACUUUAGAGCACUCUUGCAAGGAGUCUCCCAAGGAAGAGAAGUCACUCAAGCCAGAGGAUCUCCAACCAAUCAAUUCCGAAGACUCGUUAGCCGUUAAGCCGCAAGGACAAAGAUUUUCCUUUACGAAGCCUAUCUCACUGAAGACGUUUAAACUAAAACGCAGUUACAUUUUUUCGCCGCCGAUUUUUUUAAAAUAA